AAAAGAUUAUGGCGGUGACGGAAUUGAUUACAGCGAUUGGUUUAAGCCAGACCAUGGGUUUGAUACUGAUGUUGAAGCAAUUACUUGGGCUAAGAGUACAGCUAUAAAGAUUGGAUUUGAAUUAGUCCUUUCGUCACAUAAGAACGAGGGGAAAAAAAACUUCUGCGAUGUGCUCGGGGUGAGCGUUACAGAGGUUCAUUCACAGAUUCUGAUUCCUUCGUACGGAAAAAUACGAAGACAAAAGCGUGUCAGUGCAAAUUUAAAAUUAUUGUCAAAUUAGGAAAGACUACAUGGUUUAUACUUACAGAUCCUGGUAUUUCGAGUACACACAACCAUGCUUUAGCUGUGUAUCCUGAAGGAUACCGUCAGAUGAGUGGGCUGAGUGGCGAGGCGAAAGAAAUUGUGCGAGAUAUGAGUAAGGCACAAGCGAAGCCGUGUUCUAUUAUGGCAGCUUUAAAAGAAAAAGUACCAUCUGACAACCCUACAAUAAGGCAAGUGUACAACUAUAUAGAGACUUUGAGAAAGUCUAGCUUUGAGGGUAGAGAUGUGGUUGCGCAAUUUUAUCAUAUGGCUCAGCAAAAUGAUUAUGUACACUGGACUCUUGCUGAGGAGGAUACAGGUGUGGUGACCCAUAUUUUCAUGGCUCAUCCUGAUUCAGUGAGACUACUUCGUACGUACUACUGGAUCAUCGGCAUGGACUCCACGUACAAGACGAACAAGUAUAAGCUGCCUUUUUUUGAGAUUAUUGGAAUGACUCCUUGCAACAAGAACUUCAUAAUUGCAUAUGCAAUUAUGAAGGAUGAGACUGAAGGGAGCUACAGAUGGGUAUUGGAGAGACUGAGGUGCUUGAUUGGGGAACAUAUUCAUCCGAGCGCUAUUCUUACUGAUCGAGAAUUGGGGCUUAUCAGACCAGUGUCAGAGGUUUUCCCACGUUCUUCUCAUCUACUAUGUACGUGGCACAUAAAUAAGGAUGUAGAAGAUAGAGUGUACAGAAUCAGUGGGAAAAACCAAGAAUUUGCUGAAAUUUUCAAGAAUAGUACUUGGAAGAAAAUUAUCAGAGCGCCAACUUUUGAUCAAUAUAACAUGGCUGUGGAACACUUCAGAGAUCGGUUUAAAGGUUUUCCGGGGUUGAUACAGUAUAUUGAGGGGACUUGGCUGGGACACGGAGAGAAGUUUGUAUCUUGCUGGACGGACUUAGUCCUACAUUUUGGAAACACCACCACAUGUAGAGUCGAGAGCGCACAUGCUCAGCUUAAGCAGUGGCUCAACUCUAGCACCGGUGAUCUGGACACAGUCUGGACGAAGGUCGAUAAAGUUAUACAGUCGCAGUUGACAGAUAUCCGCAAAACACUUGAGGACUCCAGACGGACUAUCGGCGUCCAUCGACGGGGUUUUCCAUUUGAUAAGCUCUCAUGCCGAGUGUCGCAUUACUGUCUGGAUUUAAUAUCAAAAGAACUAAGGCGUAUGCGAGAAUUGAAUACCGAUGUCUAUGAUCGAUGUGGUUGCGUGGUUAGAUCAACACAUCAGAUCCCCUGUGCAUGUGAGCUGCGAGCUGUGGUCGAUUCAGGUAACCCGAUCAGCCUUGACAGUAUUCACCCGUUUUGGACGAAACUUGUUAUUCUCGGCGAUGGGUUGGACACAUCUGCCCAAGCCAAUUUUGCUGGUUUUCAGUCUGAGGAACAUCAGUAUUUUCACGAGGUCGCCGAGGAGGUCAUGACUAAGGAUCCUUCAGUGUUGCGUGAUAUUUCUCGUAUUGUUCGAGAGCGACUUCACCCCGAAGACUUAGGCUACAUGGAACCAGAAGUGAAAACAAAUGUCAGAGGUCGACCAAAGGGGAGCAAAUCAACGAAGCGGGAUCCGAGUCGUCAUGAGUACAAGGACCGUGUACGUGGUCGUCCUAAAUCUUCCCAAGGACAGAAAAAUCGUGCAUCCGCGUCAGCUGGUUUGCAAAAUGCGGAGGUUAUUCCAGGAUUCCUUUUACCAUUCGUUGACGAGCUUGUGGACGUGCUUGGGGACGGCAACUGUGGAUUUCGCGUGGUGGCAGACUACAUCUAUGGUAACGAGGAGAUGUGGGGAAUGACUAUAAUGAACAUUGCAAACGAACUCUUCGCCCACCCUUAUCGUUACGAGGGUGUUUGCAUUGAUGGGUUGCAAGCGGCCAUUACACGUAUUCGUUGGGAAGGGGGAGAGUGUGGCCCUCGCAACUGGAUGCAGGUAUUGGAUGACUUGUUCCCUAUUGCCACUAUCUUCAAUGCAGCUGUUAUUCAUAUACAAGGCGGGACGCUACAACAGACGUGGUUCUCUUCCUUUACUGUUCUGCCUUUACAUUCCUCUGAGGUUCACUCACGACCAUCGAAGGAGAUAGUGAUAUUGUAUAUUAGUGGACGCGCUCAUUUUGUUAGGUUGAAUUUACAGGAUAAUUUUCCUGUGCCACCAAUUCCCACCCUGUGGUUCCAGCACAGGGACCAUACUGUUCAGUCUUGGCAUACUUUAUAUGCUAAUAGGAGAGAGCAAUGGGAUAGUUUGAUAGGUAUGGUAGAUUGA
This is a messenger RNA of Mercurialis annua (annual mercury), 2544 nucleotides long. Its product is annotated as PKS-NRPS hybrid synthetase cheA-like. The transcript is spliced from 6 exons. Bases 370 to 2544 code for a protein of 724 amino acids. Lineage: Eukaryota; Viridiplantae; Streptophyta; Magnoliopsida; Malpighiales; Euphorbiaceae. The record is from RefSeq and is a predicted model, not a curated record. Gene Ontology annotation, biological process: regulation of DNA-templated transcription.